Molecule: messenger RNA, 315 nt
Organism: Didymodactylos carnosus
Lineage: Eukaryota; Metazoa; Rotifera; Eurotatoria; Philodinida; Philodinidae
Source: the annotation of a GenBank genome assembly
AUGCGAACGUUAUUUCGGGCGGGUGAUUCGCAAUUACUGCGAAAUAUUAGUAAUUGGCUUGCAGGUGUGGCAGGUGACUGCAGUCGUCCAGCUGAAUUAGAUAAAUUUAGCAAACGAAAAUUAAUAAUACAAUUGAAAAAUCUCAAUAUUAUCGUAGCAUCAUCAUUUUUAAAACAGCAACUGAUAGAAUUAAUAUUAUUGAAUGAAAGUGAUGAAAAUGAUACAAGUUACUCAGCUCAAGAAACAUCUAAAUUAUCAGAAACAACUGUAGCUGCUUUAAGAUCUUCACAGCAUACAAAAAUUAGAGAACAAUGA